GGGGAAACGCGGUCUGGCUUCACGGUUUGGCUCCUCCCGCCGCCAUCUUGGGGCCCGCCCUCUGGUCCCUCUCUCCUCUCCUCAGAGGGAGCGGAGGAGCGGGAGCGGGAGGGAGGCCGUCGUUGCUGCCAAAGGGAGCCCAGCCCUGUUUGCCGAUGAUGGCUGACUUGGACAAGAUAUACAGAUCAUAAUAUCAGAUGAAGUACAAGCUUCAGAUAUGUCACCUGAAUUAUCACCUAUGCCUAGUAGCUGAUGCCAGAAAAAUGUUCUCAUAAUGCCAGGGUAGAUCAUUAUAUACUCUGGUUUUAAACCGAAGCCAACUUUCAACUAAAAUGAGAGAAAUCAACACAUAAUGAAAAUUGAGGAUGUGGUUUCCAAAUAACUGAAGUGUGAAGCAAACCUCAUGAAUUUCAACCAAAGAGAUUCAGAGAGCAUCACUGAUGUCAGCCCUAAUGAAGACCUCCCUGAAGUAGAGCUGGUGAGCAUGCUAGAAGAGCAGCUGCCCCAAUACAAGUUACGCGUGGACUCACUCUAUCUCUCUGAUAAUGAUAGUUGGAUCCCAUCUCCUAGUUGCCCCAGCCAUGUUCCUGAAAUUGUUUCUCCAGUACUUGCUGAGGAGACCUUCCGUUACAUGACGCUUCUUGAACUUCCUCCUUCAUGCUUGGCUGGAUCUCACAAACACGCACAAGUUCUUAGCACAGAGAGACGAGAUCAAGUGACAAAUAACUGCAAUGAUAGCGAAGUGGUCACACAUCUACUGGCAGAGAGAGAUCGGGACCUAGAAUUAGCAGCACGAAUUGGCCAAGCCCUAUUGAAACGGAACCAUAUACUUACUGAGCAAAAUGAAGCUUUGGAAGAACAAUUGGCUCAAGCCUUUGACAAGGUUCACCAACUACAGCACGAGCUGACAAAAAAAGAUGAACUGCUUCGUGUAGUUUCUAUUGCUUCUGAAGAAAGUGAGACUGACUCAAGCUGUUCCACACCUCUUCGCUUCAAUGAGUCCUUCAACCUGUCACAGGGCCUUGUACAGCUGGAUAUAUUACAGGAUAAACUCAGGGACCUGGAGGAGGAAAACCUUUCUCUUCGAACGAAGGCCUGCCAUUUGAAGACGGAAACCAUGACUUAUGAAGAAAAAGAGCAGCAGCUGGUCAGUGACUGUGUCAAAGAGAUCAGUGAGUACCAAGGGGAAACACAUGCCCAAAUUGCACAAAUGAGUGAGGAGUUGACCAGAAAAAAUGACGAGCUGCUUAACUACCAGGAGGAGAUUUCAUCCCUCUUGUCACAGAUCGUUGAUCUUCAGCAUAAAAUCAAAGAGCAUGUAAUUGAAAAGGAAGAAUUGAAAUUGCACCUGCAAGCUUCCAAAGAUGCACAGAGACAGCUGACAGCAGAGCUACAUGACUUACAAGAGCGGAAUGCAGAAUGCCUGGGGAUGUUGCAUGAGUCACAAGAAGAAGCCAAGGGACUACGCAGCAAAGCCAGCCAAGCUGCCCUUCUCUGCCGCCCCCAGUCAUAUGGAGCAUUUCCUGUGGACUCUUUGGCAGCAGAGAUCGAGGGGACGAUGAGGAAAGAACUGAGUUUGGAGGAAGAAUCUGUCUCUAAGCAAAAGGUGCAGCAGAAGCGUGUGUUUGACACUGUCCGUGUUGCUAAUGUGAUACGUGGCCGCUCUGCUUUGUGUCCUGCUCCACUGCCCAUCCCAGGGUCAAAUCGCUCAAGUGUAGUCAUGACCGCAAAGCCUUUUCUUUCUGGAAUGCCACACCUGGAAGGAAAGGUGCAUCAAUCUCAGGGGAUCAGGGAACCUCAGAAGUUGGGCCAUGAUGCCAUUCCCAAGGAGGGUGAUUUAGCUACAGCUCUGCACAGGCUCACUCUCCGCCGUCAGAACUACCUGAGUGAAAAGCAAUUUUUUGAAGAAGAGUGGGAGCGCAGGAUCAAUUUCCUGGCUGACCAGAAGGAAGAUCCGAGUGGCUGUAGCACUCCAGUGGAGAGCUGCUUUUCUCUGGGAAGCUAUUCAGAGCUUUCUGAUUUCUCUGGGACCUCCAGCAGCUUACGUUGUCUCCUUCCAGAGAAAUUGCAAAUUGUCAAACCUAUUGAAGGCUCCCAGACACUCUUCCACUGGCAGCAGUUGGCUCAGCCUCACCUCGGUACCAUUCUUGACCCGCGCCCUGGUGUUGUCACAAAAGGUUUUGCACCACUUUCACAAGAUGAUGUCUACCAUCUUUCUGAUUUGGAAGAAGAUGGAGAGAAGGAUGAAGGCAUAACCUUCCAAGUGCAACAGUCUCCUCAAGAGGAAGGGAAGCCCAGAGUGCCAAAGUCGGUGGCUGGAAUUUUCUUACCACCUGCUAAACUAGCAACAGUUCCCCUCACAGCUUCCAACCCAGGAAAAUGCCUCUCAUCUACAAACUCUACUUUUACUUAUACUAAUUGUAGAAUCCUCCACCCAUCUGAUAUCACACAGGUUACGCCCAGCUCUUCAUAUGCUCCCUUGUGCUCUGGGAGCCCUAGCAGCACCACCAGUACAGUGGCAAGCUCCCCCGCCACAUCAUGCAGGUUCAGCAUUGGAGAAUUCCUCACUAACAGGAGGGACUCCACUACCACCUUCAGCAGCACUACAAGCUUGGCUAAACUCUUGCAAGAGCAGGGCAUCUCUGCAAAGGUCUACAAUAGUCCAGCUUUGGAGAAUGCACCUUUGUUACAGCCACUCAAGAUACUCGCUGUUCCCUCAACGCCACCCAAUUCCCCUUUGCAUUCGCCUUGUCCUUCCCCUUUGCCUUUUGACUCUCGAGCAAAUGCACUUGAGAAUUUUUUGGCCUCUCGGCCUGCCGAAACCUUACUGCCGGAGAUGUAUGGCCCGAAGGCUUCUAAUUGUGAUGCAGGACAACUGAAGAUGAACCUGGUGGAAAGGCUGAAGAAAUUGGGGAUUGCCAGAGUUGUCAAACAUCCUGAGGCAGGGGAUGGUGGGAAGGGUCAUGGGGCAAGGAAUGCCCUCCAGAGGCAGGACUCUGCUGUAUACGUCAAUGCAGGCAGCAAUCUGAUGGGAGGCCUGAGAAGAAACCACAGCCUCCCAGUCAUGAUCGGGGCCCUUGGAGGCCCCCUGAGCACAUCGUCCUCAAAGAUGGGAGUCCUCAAGGAGAAUUGAGCAUGGAGGAUAUUAGUUUACAUAAGAAGGCGAAGUGCAUAGGAUGUAGGUCAUGGUCAAAAGAAGGUUUAAAGAGAAGGUUGUUGAAGGAGGUUCGAGCAAAGAUGAGACGUGGGAGAUGAGGGAAAGUAAAUGCAAACAUUAAGAGAAGACAAAGGAAAAAGGAAACCAAAGUUCAGCUUUGAGAUCACUGAAAUCUUUAACCUUCUAUUCAUCAAUAGAAGCAACAUAAAUACAGUGUAUUUUCUACCUUUGAUACUAUAUGUAUGGAACAGUAAAUAUCCAUGUAAAUCCCAUGUCUUGAGUAUGUUUGGCCAGGUUUUACUUGAAACCUCCUACCACUGAAAUGAAAUUCUAAGGAGAGGAGUAAACUCCAAAUUAACUUAUGGGCCAGAAUCACAGCUGUGAUUUGUUUUUAAAAGAAAAAAAUUCCAGUUUAUACACUUAAAAUGGUGAUACUGGUUAAAUAAUUACUCUGAAAAAAGUGGUGUAAGCUCAGUGGAAAAAAAAAUACUUGUAGAGUAUUUCCAGGUGGGCAGUUGUUGCACAAAAUAAACUCUCAGGCAAAUCUUUAAAAGGGAGUAAAUCUGAGUUUUAUGUAGAUUUUAUAUUGGAUUUAAAUGAGAAGCAUCUAUUUGGCAGAAAAAAGUUUUAGCUGAUAAUCUGCUUGUCAGACAUAUUAAGCACAUUGUUGCUAGACUGCUAUAGAUUUCCAACACGAUCUUGGUUGUAGUGACCAUAGACUGGAGCCAGAGCAUCCAGGAAGAUCUGUCCUGCAGAACAAAUUGCACAGCAGACCAUUGUCAUCUGAACUGUGGAAGGCUCCCAUUGCACAAGUUUCAAAGAGCAGUCAAAGAAUCUCCUGCACAAAAGAAUAUGCACAAUGUUCCAAUCCUAAAGAAAAAUAAGGUGACAGCUGUUUUUCAAACUUUAGUAGAUAAAAGCCCUGUUAAAAAAAAAGCAAAGCUUCCUUCCCUGAUAACAUGGCAGUCUGAACUUCAGUCUUUACAAAUGAAUCCAUACUGAGAUGUAAAACCUUCUGUUUUGGCAUUGUGAUCCGGUAGAAACAAUCUCAGCAUAGCUAUAGGUAUGAAAUCCAAACAGGAAAAAGAAGAAGCACAAACUUUAUGUUUGAAGUGGGAACUUUUGAUGGGUGAGUUUUACGCACAUUUGAAAAUGACUUCUUUCCCCUUCGUCUGAAAAUACUUGCCCAAAGCUGCAUGAUAAAACUCAUUUGUGCUUAUGGCAUAAUAAUGCACAUAAUCACUCUCCCAUGGAUUGCACUACGUUGCAGUGUGAGAGAACAAAUUGACAUGGUUUGAAGAUUAAUCACAAGUAGUGGCUAUGUGACUUAAUAUUUCAGCAUGACAGGACUUUGUUAAGGUGGCAGUUAUAUGCAUGGUUUCCUAUUGUAUGGACAGGGUGGGAAACGUAGGGCCCUUCAAAUGUUGGAUAGCAAUUCCCAGCAUUCAUAGCUGGUAUGGCCAGUGGUAAGAAAUGGUGGGCCUUGCAGUCCAACAAUAGCUGUAGAAAUACGCGAUUCCCACCCCAGCUAUAGGAUGUAUCCCAAAGUUCUAAGCAGAUAAAAUGCAAAAUACAUUUAUAAUUUUGUAUAUGCAAACAUGCCUUUUCUCCCCUUAACACAUCAUUCAGGCAUUCUAGGUGAAGGUUUGUCAUGAUUUCUGUAAAGUACAAAUCCUUUGACAAGAGGAAUCAGCUACAUCAAUAUUUUGUCAAAAGCUGUGUGUCCGAAUCAUCCAUGAGCUUCUAGUAGCCCCAUUGCUCUCAGAAACUAAGCAAAAUCCUAAGAAGGAUAAUGGAGGCAUAGAAAGAGGAGGGAUCUGGCAGGAUUCUUAAAACUCACUGAGAUACAUAUGUUUUCGUGAACUCAAGGACUUCAUUAGAUAUUUUAAUUGUCUGUAGCUACAUGUCACCUACAAAUGUGCCUUUUGUGCUCUUAGAAAACCAGGAAAGUUUUUUCCCUAUAAAGCAAAAAACAUCUGCAAAUGGUAGAUUGAUGCAUCUGAUGAAGUGGAUUGGAGUCCAUGAAAGCUUAGGCUGAAAUCAGUCAGGCCACGUCUACUGCCAUAUAAUGGAGUUUGAAACUUCAUUAUUUGGUCGUGUAGAUGGGAUCUUAAUCUCAAAAGAUGUUGCUAGGCCCCCUCUCCCCGCCCCCAUGCUGAAACCAAUCAGCCCAGCUAUGCCCUUGAAAACCAAGCAAAAUCUUGUAAAAUAUAUAUUGAAUAUAAAUUUAUAUAUCCAUGUUAAUUCUAUUUUAAUUUAUAAGUACUGUAUAUUCUAAAUUUUUGAACACAUUUAGAGUACAAUUCAUUAAUAUUGUAAAAAUAAAACGCUGAUGUUUCUGGGCAACAUAAAUAAAAAGGAAAUGUAUUUAAUUUGCGCUCUGUUAAGCUUGGAAUUCAACACAUUCUGCAGUAACAAGAAAAAAAUUAAAUCUCGACAUUUGUCCCAAGUUACUCAGAAAGACCCAAAGGGAAACAAUGUAUGUCUUUUUUCUGUGAUCGACAAACUCCUGCUGCAUUUUUAAAAUCUAGAUAUGAGUGUGGAUUUUUUGUGAUUCCAUCUUUUUUAUUGUUCAUAUUUCUUAUCAGUGGCAGACUUCUUUCUGCAGACCAUAUUCCUGUGUGCUUUCAAUAAAUGAAUGUUAAUUGCUUGAAGCGUGCUUUAUUUUCCCUCUUCUAACAGGAACAUUUUGAAAGUAAGAAGAAGAAGACAGGCAGUCUCUUUGCCUCAUUCAGCUGUCUUCCCUGCCGGCCCCUUUGUUCGGUGUCCAGCUCUUAGGAACAACAAAACCUGUAUUCAGUGCAUUUUGUACAGUCUGCCUCAAUUACCUUUUCUCCAGAAAGCUCUUAGGUAGCCAGAGUGACAGUAUCUUUGUGCCAAAACCCUUUUUAAAUUUGGCGCCUUGGAGCACAGGAUACCAGCAAAUCAGAUCUUGAUUACUAGAUAUGAGAAAUACAAGCAACAUCCCAGAUUGGUGCUCUUUGGAUACAAGAGAUAGGAUGCUCAUUAUGCAAGAAAGGAAACCGUGAGUUUGGCCAUUUCUUUCCUUAUGGUUAUGCUUAAAAUGGGUACUACCGUAUAUUUAAAUGUCAAUUCAGUUCAAAGACACCCUUGUGUAGAUAUAAAUGGUUAUUUUUCAUUGUUACCUGCAUUCUGUACUUAUUUGAUAAAAUUAUAUGUUUCAGCCUCUUUCUAUAAUUGAAUUGGAAAGCUGUGGAAAUGCAUAUCCUAAAGUUUAUAUAGAUGGGUCAUGGUACUGUACAGAUAGAAAAAAAAUAAUCAAACUGAAAGGGAACAAAUCUUGUCAAGUAAAGCAGCAUGGAAGGGAAAAAAUAUUGGAUAUAGUUCCCAUUGUACCAUUUGCAACAAGGCUGCACAACAUUUAUUAUAAUCAGUGAUCUGUGUUUUUUGCAUGUGGUUUUAUAGCGGAAUUUACAUUGGAUAAUAAAUACAUUAAAAAUUGCCUUCUUACAUAAUUGUACAGUGAUGUCUUCCCAACAGUGCCAAUAUUGAUAUAGCCAUUUCAUGCGUCUUGCCAGUUUUAUAUUGCCAUGAAGCAAAAUUCCCAACAGUUGAAUAAAUGGUGCUGAUUUGUUUGAAAUUGUGUUUGAUCAAGAGACUUUCGAUUAAAGCAAAAUACAUUGAAUAAAGACUGUUAAAAUGUGAAUAAAGCAUGUUGUAGAUUGAA
Molecule: messenger RNA, 6845 nt
Organism: Anolis carolinensis (green anole)
Lineage: Eukaryota; Metazoa; Chordata; Lepidosauria; Squamata; Anolidae
Gene: trak2
Product: trafficking kinesin protein 2
Exons: 17
Coding region: 404-3133 (909 amino acids)
Biological process (GO): vesicle transport along microtubule; anterograde axonal transport of mitochondrion; mitochondrion distribution
Cellular component (GO): cytoplasmic vesicle; mitochondrion; dendrite
Molecular function (GO): myosin binding; GABA receptor binding
Source: RefSeq, a predicted model, not a curated record